Aspergillus versicolor CBS 583.65 is the source of this 2217-nucleotide messenger RNA. RefSeq names its product Zn(II)2Cys6 transcription factor. The coding region runs from base 1 to 2217 and encodes 738 amino acids. Gene Ontology annotation, biological process: positive regulation of transcription by RNA polymerase II. Gene Ontology annotation, cellular component: nucleus. The transcript has 3 exons. Lineage: Eukaryota; Fungi; Ascomycota; Eurotiomycetes; Eurotiales; Aspergillaceae. Gene Ontology annotation, molecular function: transcription cis-regulatory region binding; zinc ion binding; DNA-binding transcription factor activity, RNA polymerase II-specific. The record is from RefSeq and is a predicted model, not a curated record.
AUGCCAUUUCCAGCCCGACAUCCCCGGCCCCAGCAGCCCCGGAAACGUACCAAGACCUUCACAGGCUGCUGGACCUGCCGCUCUCGCAAGAUCAAGUGCGAUGAGACCAGGCCGAUAUGCAGUCAGUGCUGUGCUAAAGGUCUAGAGUGUGAGGGCUACGGGGUGCGCUUGCAGUGGUUGCCUCCUGCUACUGACGCGGACAGUCUUCACGCUGAGCUCCCUGCUGCGGUUGCUGGUGCGCGGUCGCUGAGGCGGCUUGUUCCAAUUGAGCUCCCGGCAGCCGUCCUGGGGUGGAGUCAAAUUGAUGACAUUCUGUGCUAUAUUGACUCGAUCGCAUCUAUCAUUCCAGCUGGUGACAAUGCUCAUGUCCACCAUUUCGGCGUCUUCAGCAUUCCACAGCAGCGGCGAUCGCUGUCAUCCUCGCCCUCUGCAGCACUGACUGAACUCCAGACUCUACCACAAUCUGAUGAGGAUGAGCAGGUUGUUUGGCCGGGUGUUUUGGACGUUGGUGCAUCAUUCUCCCUACCGACCGGGUCGCCAGCAGACUAUUCAGACCCCUAUUAUUCUGAGGCUGACGCCGCCUGGGGCUUGUGCCGCCUCCACGACAACCUUGGCUUCUCUUCAGACUUCACCCAGCAGGAGGAGCUAAAUGCUUCGACGGUCUUCUCGGAACUCGACUACAGCUUGCCUGAAUACACGGUAAAUCGCCCACAAAUCGGUGAACGCUCCCACAUACUCGAAGGCGCAACAAUCCCUGCCGAAGACGUCUGCCCUGAAACGACCGACAGUGCAGACAAGACCAAGCCGCACAUUCAUCCGUCUAUUAUAGAACCCCCCAAAGCCCUUGUUGUCCCGGCGCACGAACAACUCCUCAUGGAACACUAUCGGAACCGGGUAGUUAAUCUCUUCUGUGUUAUUGACAACGCCAAAAGCCCAUGGAAGACCAUCCAUCUCACCCGUGUCCUCCAGUGUGCCGGGGAACUGAGUUUCGGAGGCAAGACUACGACAAUUCGUAACGCGCUGAGAAACGCCUUGUUGGCGAUUAGUGCGUUCUGCCUCUCGAACGAUCACCGAUCUGGUCAGCGGCUCGAAGAUGCGGAGAAAUGGGAGACCAUUGCGUCACGGUAUCGCUGUGAUGCUAUUGGGUUGCUGAAGGACGCGGUCCAGAGUCAUCUUCAUCAGGAGGAACGGCCGAAGUAUAAAGAGUUUGUUGCGACGACAUUGUCCAUGAUUACGAUCAAUGUCAUGUCCGGCGACACAAGCACCUGCGGGAUGCACCUUGACGGCGCCGAACAGCUCAUCAGCUACAUGAGCGCUCGCAAGACCCGGUUCUCAAAUAAGGCCCGGUCCCUGCAUCGCAUAUACCUGUAUCUCCGGGUCAUAUACGAGAGCACGGCAGUCCGGCGACAUAGAACGGACAGCUCCCGCUUCUCGCCGUCCUUCGGUUCACGACGAACAGUCGGGCCUCGACCGGUGAUUGCACGAGAGCAUAUCCUCCUUGCAGAUGACGAGUCCCCUUCAAUAACCAAAUGUCUGGCACCGCCCCUUUCAACCUCAACUGAGUUAUUGUCGUACGAGUGCAUCUAUGGAGUCCCGCAGAACCUUCUCCUCCUACUAAAGGCGUGCAUCGAGCUCAUCGACGAGGUGGAGGACGAGCGCACAAAAUCCGGAACCCUCAAUAUCCCCGAGUCCCUAAAUCGGCUAUGUGAUGACCUCGAGCGCGAAAUACUUGACUGGCCUCUUGAAGACCACGAACCCCGCGAACACCAAAAUGCUGCACCCGCAACCGCAGCUAGCAGCAGCAGCAGCAGCGCAAAAAUCAUCUUCCACCAAACCCGCGCCUUCCUCAACGCCCUCAUCAUCUACUUCUCGCAAAGCAUCCGGCUUCUCGGGUUCCGGUACCUGCGGCAAUAUGUACAGGCCGUUCUCGAGAGUAUCGAGGCAAUUGAGGAGAUCAAAGCAGAGACGAAAAUCAUUGCGGCGCCGCUGUUCUGGCCUGCAUUUAUCGCCGCCACUGAGGCCUUUGAACCCCUGCACCAGGAGCGGUUUCGGGCCUGGUACGACCGCGUUCAGGUCUAUGGGAUUGCAAGCGUGAGGACGGGGAUUCAGGUCAUCCAGGAUGUUUGGAGGUCUGGGUUGGCGAAUUCGAAUCGCCAGAUGCAGUGUUCUUGGCGGGAUGUUGUUGAGCGGACGGGGGAUUGCCUUAUGCUGACCUAG